AUGUUCGAGACCACGCUGACCCUGCCGCGCACCAGCGUACUAACCGAACCGCUGGGCAGCGUAGUACCCUCCACAUCAACCGCGGCGGUGGCUGUACAGACGACCAAGCGUCGUCGGCGUCGUCGCAACAAGAGGCGACGCAAGUCCUCUCUGUCCGGCAGCACCGAAGCGUCCUCAUCCCGCACCUACGAUCCUGUCAUGACGGGCAGCAGCAGCAGCAUUCGUAGUACGGGUGGGGGAGCCCCAGGUGCCAUGCGUCGUGGUCGUUAUCGUGGGGUCAGCUCAUCCUCAUCAUCAGCAGCAGCGGCGGCGGCAGCAGCAGCAACAGCGUCUGCGGCGGCAUCAGCAGCCGCAUCCAUGAGUGGCGGAAGCAGUCCUUCGAUGUAUAUGGAUCCGCAGGACUACUUCGAGACGCUCGACUAGAUUAUUUACAAUUUUUCGUAAUAGGUUAAAUUUUGUUGUUACUUCAGUUCUCCUUUUUUACCAGCGGCCUAUUUAAUGUCCCUCUUUUAACUGAUUAAUUUUCUAAAGAUGCGCGACAUCUGCAGUCGGAAGUCUGAAGUCGGCGACUAUUUGCGGCCUUUUGAUUUAGCGUGAUUUUUAAUAACUUUUAACGUAUAUUUUAUAUAGCCCUUGUAAGCAUAAAGUGUGUAAUAUUAUGAUGUAUAAUUAAACUGCGAACUGUGCUGCGUCACGAACCCUGAAAUUACCAUUCAAGUGCAACCGCCUCUUGUUUGUUUUGCCAUUGCGCCCCCCAAACCAGCCCCAUACACACAUUCACACCCACAACAAGCUGAGAACAACCCACUAAAACUCAAACCCGAAAUAUAAUCUAGAAUGAAAUGAACACUUAAUUAAAAGAAAAAGAGUUCAGUCAUCUAUGUAGCAUGUUAUUAGAGAACCAACCCGUCAAUAGUUAAUUGCUGUAAACGUUUGUAGACUCUUUACACUCCUCUCUCUCUGUGUCUCACUAUCUGCCACACGAUCACGUUUCCGUAGAUCUGUCCAGUGCAACAUGGAACUUUCUCAUCAGUUUCAUGCAUAUGCGGCAAGACUAAGCAAGGCAUCAGCAAAGUUUUAAGUGUAACAUUUCGCUAUAGUGGUUAAGCAAUUUACAUUUACUCUAAAUAUAUAUAUAUACCAUACAUAUGUAUGUAUGUAUACAAGGUUGGACAUACACGUACGGCAAGCAGAAUUCAAUUAACUGGAUAAUCGUUUAAAUAUAUUGUAUGGAUGUGUAUUUCAGGA
Drosophila obscura is the source of this 1248-nucleotide messenger RNA. RefSeq names its product putative protein TPRXL. Bases 1 to 423 code for a protein of 140 amino acids. NCBI's taxonomy places the organism in Eukaryota, Metazoa, Arthropoda, Insecta, Diptera, Drosophilidae. The record is from RefSeq and is a predicted model, not a curated record. The transcript has a single exon.